UGACCGGUGCUGAAGCGCCGAGUCCUGGGUUUUGCAGCGUUGUGGUCGGUGGUCAGCGGCGCUCUUGACCCGGUUCCGCGAGGCUUUUCUCUGCUGUCGCUGCACUUCUCGCCGCAGCAGCCUGCCCUGCGGGAUCAUGGUGUGCUUCCGCCUCGCCCCGGUUCCGGGAUCCGGGCUCCUUCUGCUCUGCCUCGUCCUGGGAGCUGUCUCGUCUUAUGCAUUGGAACUUAAUUUGACAGAUUCAGAAAACGCCACUUGCCUUUAUGCAAAAUGGCAGAUGAAUUUCACAAUACGCUAUGAGACCACAGACAAACAUAAUAAAACUGUAACCAUUUCAGACCUUGGUCCUGCAACGUACAGUGGAAGCUCUUGUGGGGAUGACCAGAAUGGUCCCAAAAUCGCAGUGCAGUUUGGAUCUGGUUUUUCCUGGACUGUGAAUUUUACAGAGGAGAAGUCUUUUUAUUCAAUCGACAGUAUCUCAUUUUCCUACAACACGAAUGAUAACACAACAUUUCCUGAUGCGAAAGAAAAAGGAGUUUUUACUGUUUCUGACCAUGUGGCAUUCAGAGUUCCAUUGAAUGACAUCUUUAGAUGCAAUAGUUUAUUAACCUUAGGAAAGAAUGAUGUUGUCCAGCACUAUUGGGAUGUUCAUGUACAAGCUUUUGUCCAAAAUGGCACAGUGAGCACAAAAGAGUUUUUGUGUGAUAAAGAUAAAACUUUAACCACAGUGCUGCCCAUCGUUCCCACCACUGUGCCAUCUCCUACUACAACACCCUCUCCAAAGGAAAAGCCAGAGGUUGGAUCCUAUUCAGUUGUAAAUAGCAAUGGGACAUGUCUUCUGGCUACCAUGGGGCUGCAGCUGAACAUUACUCAUGAUAAGGUUGCUUCGGUUAUUAACAUCAAUCCCAACACAACCAACUUCACUGGCAGCUGCCAUCCUCAAACUGCUCUACUUAGGCUGAGCAGCAGCAGCAUCAAGUAUCUGGACUUUGUCUUUGCUGUGAAAAAUGAAAACCGAUUCUAUCUAAAGGAGGUGAAUGUCAGCAUGUAUUUGGUUAACGGCUCUGUUUUUAGCAUUGCAAAUAACAAUCUCAGCUACUGGGAUGCCCCCCUGGGAAGUUCUUAUAUGUGCAACAAAGAGCAGACUGUUUCAGUGUCUGGAGCAUUUCAGAUAAAUACCUUUGAUCUAAGGGUUCAGCCUUUCAAUGUGAUGGAAGGAAAGUAUUCUACAGCUCAAGACUGCAGUGCAGAUGACGACAACUUCCUUGUGCCCAUAGCGGUGGGAGCAGCCUUGGCAGGAGUGCUUAUUCUAGUGUUGCUGGCUUACUUUAUUGGUCUCAAGCGCCAUCAUGCUGGAUAUGAGCAAUUUUAGAACCUGCAGUCUGAUUGAUUAUAUAAAAAUACAUGCACAUAACAAGAUUUUCUUCCCUUUCAGUUUUGAAAUACUUUGUUCUUUAAGAUUGAUAUAUUGAAACUUUAAUUCUUAAAUCAGUCCCAGCAUUUUGAGAUAAUUCUUUAUUAAUAAAAACUGUUAAUAGAACAGCAUAAUUUUUUUUUUAAAUGUUGUACUUACUGGUCCUGAAGACAAACUAGUUGAAAAGAACAUCGGUGUGCAGUGUGUUAAGGUCUAUCUUAAGAAGCCUUGGCCAAAUUUUGAUUCUAACCCAAGAUGCCUUAAACUUAUUAACAUGGCCAUUAUGAAGAUAAAAUAUGUAGUUGUCUCCUAAUGGAAUUAAUAAAUAUUGUUUCACUACCGGUGUUCUGUUUCAGUAUAUAAGAAUUAUCCUGAUUUAAGCUCAUCGCAGUGCCUUUGCAUAUAGUUCAUUAAAUAAAUGUUGAUGUGGCAUAAAUGCCCAUCAGAUGCUUAAACUUGGUUUUCAGUUGAAUGUCCUCAGGACCAUCAGCAUUUUUUAGGUUAUGUGACUUUCUUUGAAGAUGAAGUCAGUAUCUUUGGCUUGUGAUUUUUCCCUAGGUAAAAAACAGACCCAAGAGGCUGCAGCAGAGCUUCAACUGGCUUCAGAAUUAGUUUUCAAAAAACUGUUUCUUUUUCAGCAAUAAUAGACAGAAAGGAUUCAAGCAUAUUUAACCAGUUGCCUUUUUAAAAAUGUUUUUCUCUUCCUUGGAUGCCUGAUUAGCAUUGCAAGAUAGAAAUAUUCUAUGAACUAAUUAGGAGAGAUUGUGUUGUGUUUCUCUACCUCAUCUUGUUGGUCUCUAGAGCAUUAAAAUCUAUUUAGUGUUGUCAUCAGACUGGUACUUAUGAGCUGUAAGCAGCAGCAAUCUCAGAAGGGAGGCAGCGAAGCAAAGCAGCAACUCGGCUCCUGCCUUUUCCAAGACGGCCCCUGUGGGGCAGAGCAUAGAUGGGGUGUAGACAGAAGCUGUUGGCAUGAAAAUGAGCUAGAUAUUCAGCCCCUGUUGAGGCACGCUCCAUGUUAGAAGUGCAGCACAGAUAUUGAAUGUAUAGACAAAUAAAUAAGAAGGAAGCUUAAUCAGUAGACUCGAGAAUUUCACAUGGAAGUGAUUAUUUUAUUAAUUCAUUCUGUGUAUAUAUUGGCUUGUUCAGAAUUUUUGUAAUUCACUGAUUACAGCAUUUUGGUACCCAGCUAUCAGUCUCUGAAGGCUUUCAGUAAAAUACAGUAAAUCUUUUUAAUAAAAGCUAAUGUCAUUACUAAAAUCUGUUCUAUAUACUCAGAACCUCAGCAGCAUUUUUUUAUGAAUGACAAAAGUGCAAGAGGAGGAAGAGAUAAAAUUAGAGGAAAAAUGCAAGUUAUUAUUCAAUCAUAAAUCACACCAAGUAUCACAUUUUGUUAAUUGCAUUAGACUUAUACUGGAAAGGACCUUAAAGAUUCCUUACUAUAACCCCAUAGUUUUUUCAGAAAGAGGAGUGACUUUACUGAGGUUACAUAUCUAGCGGGCAACAAAACCAUUAUUAGCAUUUUGAUUAAAAAUUGUCCCAAUGAAGUCUAGUCACUCAAUAGUAAGAAUAGUUUAAACUUGAAACUGGGAGAUCAGAACUGGGCACUUUGAGUUUCUGUACUAACUAAUUUCAAUAAAUGACACAUGAUACCAACUUUGUUUGCUUAAGUAUUUUUAAAAGUACUGAAUAUUGGCUUUUUCAAUGGCUCCUAUAUUGACCUCUGCUACUUCAAAGCCUAAACCUCCUUGGAUGGGAUCACAAACAUGGGAGGAAAAGAGAAGGGAAUGAACACUUGUUGACCUCCUGAUGUGUAUCAUAUACUUUAGAAAUAUCAUUUAAUCCUCAGAUACCUUAUAAUAUAGGUAUUCUUCUCCCCCUUUUACAGAUGAGGAAAGUGAGGCCCAGUUUAAAUUACUUGACCAAGGUCCUUUAGCUAGUAAUUGAAGGAAUCAAGAUUCAAACUCAGUUCUGUCUCAGUCCAGAGCUCAGAAGCUACAUUGCAUGUGCACACCGCCUUCCUGGUGGUCCAGUGGAGUGGACUGCAAUGUCCAUUGGACUCUGCUAUUAUUCUUCCAGGCCACUGCUCAGCUAAAAAUAAUUACAUAUAACCUGAUAGCUACCUAAUGCUUGUAUGAAAAAAAUUAUACUGCAUUUUUCUUGAUCAUGAGUCCUUUUUAACUUAGAUGUUAUUACUCAUACAGAAUUCUUAUUUGUAUUUUCACGAUAGCUGUGGCAGGGGAGAAAGGGAGUGGGGAAAUACGCAGGUAGUGGUUUUAAGUGAAGAUUCCCGCAGUGCUGCCCUUUCCCCGCAGUGCCGCUCUUUCCCUGCAGUGCCAUUAGACAAUUCAACAUAAAAUCUUCCCAUAUUAGGCAAGCACAAUUCUUUGUUUUGGACCCUUUCCCGUUCUUCCCUUAACUUCUGCUUUUCGUACUGAGGAAUUAGGUGUGAUUUGAGAUGAAGUGACAGUGAGAGAUACAGGAGGAUCAGUUGCUUGGAAAUACUUGGGUGGACAUAGUGAAAAUAAGAAAAUAAGGGUAAUGCUGUAAAAGACUAACCUAUGUACUCUUUCAAAAUGCUUGUUUCUUGUUUCUGCUUAAUUGCAUUCCUUACUAAUUUCCUUUCCUUGCUUUCUGUCUGUUCUUUUCUAACAGCUGAAGAAUGUUCUGCUGACUCUGACCUCAACUUUCUUAUUCCUGUUGCAGUGGGUGUGGCCUUGGGCUUCCUUAUAAUUGUUGUCUUUAUCUCUUAUAUGAUUGGAAGAAGGAAAAGUCGUACUGGUUAUCAGUCUGUGUAAUCAAUUAAAUCUAGUGCUUUUUGGGUUUUUUUUUUGCCAUUAGAAGUUAUGUUUUCCAUUGGCUAAAAAGCCAGGAAAUGCUGUGCAAUUGAUUGUUUGAGAUACGCAGAUUAACCUCAGUGAGUUGCUAGCUAACUUGGGCAUGAGUAGCACUAUUAGGGCCGAUUUCUUCUUUUUUUCCUAUUUUUUUUCUUCCUUUGUAAAAGUGUAAUUGAAAGAAAAAUUGUGGCUUAGAAUAUGUUUUUUUUAGUGAAUAAUGAUUCUAAGCCUCUGGAUCCAAUUAUGAAAGCAUUUCUACUGAAGUAUAAUUUUAUAUGUUGCAGUUACUUGUAUUUUGCCUCUUUGACAUUAUUUGCAUAAUCAAAGCUGUUAGAGAACUUAACUUGCUUCAGGAAAUAAACUCAAGAACAUAGUGAAUUCGUUUUCAUUGGUGGCAAACAUAAAAUUUGGUUUGUAAUAAGACUUAGAUUCCCCACCGCCUAAACAAGAUUAUUUAAAUUCUGAUUUAAUUUUCCUGCUAGUUAAAAAGAAAGAAAGAAAGGAAUGUCUUCAUAAUAUUGUAUUUAAUAGCAAAAGUCUGGCUGUUUUCUUUAUUACUGUUAGUGGCUACUAUAUUUUAACAAGGAUGUCGCAACUAAGACUCGGUGCAGCCAAAAUAAAUAAAUAAAUAUUUUU
This is a messenger RNA of Aethalodelphis obliquidens (Pacific white-sided dolphin), 4884 nucleotides long. It is a transcript of the gene LAMP2, whose product is annotated as lysosome associated membrane protein 2. Gene Ontology annotation, cellular component: autophagosome membrane; late endosome membrane; lysosomal membrane. The record is from RefSeq and is a predicted model, not a curated record. The transcript is spliced from 9 exons. NCBI's taxonomy places the organism in Eukaryota, Metazoa, Chordata, Mammalia, Artiodactyla, Delphinidae. Gene Ontology annotation, biological process: autophagosome maturation; cellular response to starvation; protein targeting to lysosome involved in chaperone-mediated autophagy. The coding region runs from base 137 to 1372 and encodes 411 amino acids.